GUAUAUGUAAUGUAAAUAAAUAUUUUGAUAAAUAUUGUAAUAAUUGUGUGAAUGAUUAGCCGUAAUAUCAAGUGAUUGCAGACCUCGUAAGCGAUGGCCAACCGCACCAUCAAAGACGCUAAGACUAUACACGGAACUAAUCCACAGUAUUUGAUAGAGAAGAUCAUCAGAACCAGGAUUUAUGAGAGCAGAUACUGGAAGGAGGAAUGCUUUGCUUUGUCAGCCGAACUUGUGGUCGACAAAGGCGUUGAAAUGCGAUAUAUCGGUGGUAUAUACGGCGGUAACGUAAAGCCAACGCCAUUCCUGUGUCUUGUGCUGAAACUGCUUCAGAUCCAACCCGACAAAGACAUAGUUAUUGAGUUCAUCCGUCAGGAAGACUUCAAGUAUGUCCGAGCUUUGGGUGCUUUUUAUUUGCGACUCAUCGGUACGUCAACUGAUAUCUACAAGUAUUUGGAACCACUUUAUAACGAUUACCGCAAAUUGAGAAGAAUGGGGAAAAUGGGAACUUUUGAUGUCAUACAUAUGGAUGAGUUCAUCGAUAUAUUACUUCGAGAGGAUCGUGUCUUUGAUGUCAUACUUCCCCGCAUUUUGAAGCGUCACGUUCACGAAGAGAGUGGAGAACUUGAAACGCGAGUCAGUAUUCUUGAUGAAGACUUAGAGGCGGGCGUAACGUCUGAAGAAGACCAGUCUAAUGAUGAAUCAUAUGAGACAUCUCGUCACGAGCGGCGCCAUAGAAGCAGAUCUCGAUCACCAUAUAAACGACAUAGAAGUAGGAGCCGAUCACCUCAAAAGUCUCGGAGAUCGAGAUCACGUUCGCGUGAGAAACGAUCUGAAAAAGAUAGAGACAGAGAUCGAAGAGAUAGAGAAAGAAGGCGUUCCCGAUCGAGAUCACCAAAGAAAGAUAAGAGCGAUAAAAAACGAGAUAAGAAGUUAAAGGAAAAGAAAGUUAAGAAAGAUAAGGACAAACCCGUCGAUGAAAUCGCAGAAGCAAAUGCUUUGAGGGCUAAAUUAGGACUCAAACCAUUGAGACCUUAAUUUGUUUUUUUUUUCAUUUAAUUUACUUUCAUUACUACCGAUCAUUAAUAGUAAAUAAAUUUUGACAU
Messenger RNA from Oppia nitens, 1103 nucleotides. RefSeq names its product pre-mRNA-splicing factor 38A-like. Gene Ontology annotation, cellular component: precatalytic spliceosome. Lineage: Eukaryota; Metazoa; Arthropoda; Arachnida; Sarcoptiformes; Oppiidae. The transcript is spliced from 3 exons. The record is from RefSeq and is a predicted model, not a curated record. The coding region runs from base 94 to 1035 and encodes 313 amino acids.